AUGGCCUCCCGCAGCGCGGGCACCCUAGUGACCGAGUUCAGUGCUGCCUACAGGCCCCCUGCCCUCAUGCCAGGGUACAAAGGCCACGUUCCCGGCUUGGACUACUCCUUCGGCUCCACCUAUGGCAACGCCACUCUCAAGUACUUCCAGGACCACCGCAAUGCAGCCCUGGAGAACAGCGGCACCGCCUUCAGCAAGGGCGGCCACUUCCCAACCCUCUGCUCCCCGAACCUCGACCUCGUGCUGUGUAGCCGCUCGCAGGCCCGGGCCCGCUGGCUGCACAGGCCCAGCUACACCCGCUUCAACCUGGACAAUGAUCGCUCCACCGAACUCUACCGCUUCUACCAGAUGGCACAGGAGCACCGAAAGCACUAUCGAGACAAGACGGACACGGUGCCCCGGGUCCCCUACUUCGUGCUGCCUGUGAAGGAGCGGGAACGGUACCCCAUCCCCACCGACCUGCCUCCGCUGAGCCCGAAGGAUAAGUGGCACCUUUUAAGAUUGUCCCCCGACAACCUGAAGACCUACCAGACGUUCCCAUCUGGGAAGAGGGUCUCGUCACAGGAGCGGCAGAAGAGAGACUUGUACUUUGAGUUCAGAGCAUGA
Molecule: messenger RNA, 606 nt
Organism: Phyllostomus hastatus (greater spear-nosed bat)
Lineage: Eukaryota; Metazoa; Chordata; Mammalia; Chiroptera; Phyllostomidae
Gene: CIMIP2C
Product: family with sequence similarity 166 member C
Exons: 4
Coding region: 1-606 (201 amino acids)
Source: RefSeq, a predicted model, not a curated record